Messenger RNA from Cylindrotheca closterium, 336 nucleotides. Lineage: Eukaryota; Bacillariophyta; Bacillariophyceae; Bacillariales; Bacillariaceae. The record is from the annotation of a GenBank genome assembly.
AUGCCAUUUUUUAAACGACAACUUGAAUCAUCCUAUGGAAGCCCCAGCAGAAUUAGAUUCAGUCCCGAGCCAAAGAAAAAUGAUACUGGUCAAACCGAGAUGGCUCAACCGGAAAUGGAAACUACGCCUUCUGCAAUUCCUGCAGAAGAUACCCAGAAAGUGGCACAGGAUAACCAUCCCGAGCCAGUAGUCAAGAUUAAAGACGUGGAACCAAGACAAGAGGAAACUCUGAGUGCCUUCGAACAAGAGCUUCAAAAGGCUCACGAUAGAGACAUCGAAAGAGCUCACGGAACAAGAGGUGCACAGAAUGAUUGUGGAAAUGCGCCAAGCCGCUGA